Messenger RNA from Coffea arabica (coffee), 534 nucleotides. NCBI's taxonomy places the organism in Eukaryota, Viridiplantae, Streptophyta, Magnoliopsida, Gentianales, Rubiaceae. The record is from RefSeq and is a predicted model, not a curated record.
AUGAAAGUUGAAAUCUUGCCGGUUUCAUGGAAGCGGCCUCCGUUUCAGUAUGUGACGUUGAACACGGACGCGAGUGUUGUCCAUGGACGGGAAGCUGGGGGUGGCUUGCUUCAGGAUCACGAAGGCAAGGUCAUCUUUGCUUUUUAUAAGGAGUUCAGAGAGACGGACGUCAUUAUAGCGGAAAGUCUGGCAUUACUCCAUGGCCUCAGAUUGUGCUCAGUAGCGUUCAAGGGGAGACUCAUGGUGGAAGCAGAUUCGCUCAUGCUGGUCAAUCUAGUUAACACAAGGAAUUCUGCUAAGUGGCCUCUCUGCAAUUUUGUCCGACAGAUCAGGGAGUUAGUUAGGUCAUACUCUGCUUCCGUUUGUCACAGCUUUAAGGAAGCGAACCAUGCAGCCAAUGAGCUAGCAGGAUCCAACUUGGGGAGGGAGUGGGUCGCUACAUCCUUUGCUAGCCUCCUAGGGAAGGUAAGGGCAAUAGUUCUACUGGAUAGUAGGGAAUUCUCGAAUGUUUGGGUUCAAUGUGUACGGGAGUGA